AUGGAUGAGUUGGAUGAUGCAGAGGAGAAGGAAAGAUUGGAUAAAGAGCGUAUAGGGAAGGAGCAGUCAAAUUCCGGGUUGUCAAUGCUUGCUGAAGCUAGUUCUAAUGUGUUGGAUAACUCCGAUCCUUCUUCUUUCCUGAGUCCUUCGGACCCCUUUUCCUUUCAGAAUUCUUCGGGUCCUUUUUGGGGAGAUCCGGAUAGCGUUGGUGAAAUGCCUCCAACUUCUCAGGGCAGCUGA
Messenger RNA from Sclerotinia sclerotiorum 1980 UF-70, 240 nucleotides. RefSeq lists its product as hypothetical. Bases 1 to 240 code for a protein of 79 amino acids. NCBI's taxonomy places the organism in Eukaryota, Fungi, Ascomycota, Leotiomycetes, Helotiales, Sclerotiniaceae. The record is from RefSeq and is a predicted model, not a curated record. The transcript has a single exon.